GUCGUGCGGGUGUUUGUGGGCGAGAGCCAGCGAGCACUGCGAAUAAUGUUCAUCUGAACAAGUGCUGUUCCUUUUCUUUAACUUAAGAAAGAAGAAGAUAAACCAGAUCUGAAUGGAAAUUGAGAUGGCAAGUAAAGAUGGACAGGGCUUUCAUUCAGUUCUCGGCUCUGAAAAUCUGUCCCAAGCAGAUACCAUCAUCUGAUGAACACAAAAAAAACACCCACGCUUUUCAGGGCCCAUAUGAAUUCAGAUUUGAAGGCAGAAUUAUUAGAGUAUUCUUUGAACACCUUUAUUAACUCAUCAUCACAGUCACCACAGAUUAAAAUCCCUCUUUUCUGAGGGAGAAUCUGUGACUGUCAAUUGUUUUUAAUUCCCAACACUGUCUGGAAUCCAGAGCUCCUCCGUUGUGUCGUCAGCAUUGUCAAGCUGCUGCUCUCAGAGCUGUCCUGUCAUGUCCUGACCCAUCUCACCCGCCUUUUGCCAGUGUUGCUGUCUAACUGAGACACACGCACACACGCACACACACACACACACACAAAACACAUGUCGUGAUCCCGCUACCACGUUUCCACAACGACCUCAGCCAGUAUUGAUCGACACGUGCAGAGAGGACGGCGGUUGGCGUGCCAGGCUAUCUGCAGGGCCAUUGACGACAGCAGCCCCUCUCCCCGACCACUGUCUCUCUCCCGGAUGCUGACAUGUACACCGGUGACACACUCUGGUCCUCCGCUGGGAGCCAUGGGACACCGGCAGCUCGCCCUGAUCUCAUCGCGGACGGCCCCCGUUCCUUGGCAGCUCACCCACCAGCCGGUUACUUUGGAUUGCUCUGGCAUUACACCGAGAGACAGAGAGAGGUCUGUCGCCAGGCAUCAUGUGCUCCGGCUCAUUUUCUCAUUAAAGCCGCCGCCUGCAGACGAGGGAAGAGGUUGUGGAUGAGACAGAUUGACAGAUGCCUCAGGUAAAACCAAGCGCCUGGGCAGUUCUCCAUAGCCUCCCCUGCCCCUCACCUCCCACCUGAUCACCUCUUCUCCUCCAUCUUCCUCUCAUCUCUCUCUCUCUCUCCUCCUGUCCGCCAUGACGACCACCCUGGAGACGCUGCUGGCCCAGCCCGACCAGGAGCUGAGCCCCGAGCGGCUGAAUGGCUGCGAGGACACUGGCGACCGUUACAAAGUGGUUCCCUCUGUUGUGUGCUCAAUGUGCUGCCUUUUCGGCAUCAUUUACUGCUUCUUUGGUUAUCGCUGCUUCAAAGCUGUGAUGUUCCUCACAGGCUUGAUGUUCGGCUCUGUCGUCAUCUUCAUGCUCUGCUACAAGGAGCGCGUGCUGGACACCCAGCUGAGCGUGGAGGCGUCGGUGGGCAUCGGUCUGGGCAUUGGCACACUUUGUGGCCUGGUCACCAUGCUGGUUCGCAGCGUGGGCCUCUUUAUGGUGGGCUUGCUGCUUGGCCUGCUGGUGGCCGUGGCCACCCUGGUCGGCAUGGAGGAGCUGUCCGACAGCCCACCGCGCUCCGUAUGGGUGCCCCUUGGCGUGCUGCUUGGCCUGGGCAUGCUGUUUGCCGUGCUCACGCUGCAAUGGCAGCGUCUCUUCACCACGUUGUCCACGGCGAUGUUCGGUGCAGCAGUGAUCACGGUGGCUUUGGACUACUUCGUAGAGCUCUUUGCCCUCUUGCUGUACAUGUACGAGAGGCUGAAAGCAGCACCGGCCAAACCUGUUUGUUGGCUGACGUGGGUGGUGCUCGGGGUGUGGCCAGCCCUCACCCUGCUGGGGGUCAUGGUCCAGUGGAAGGUGACUGCCGAGGGAUACUCGCAUACGAAGGUAAUCAUCAGCCGGCAGCAGAGGAGGAUGCAGGUGAUGCGGAUUCGUCAGCGGGACGACCGCUACCGCAGCAAGAAGAAGAAGAACAAGCCGCAGCACGGCUCCUCCUCCCACCAUCAACACCAGACGAAGCAACUCCAGUCUGAGCCCGCGUACCGCCGCAAACCCAACCCCAUCCGCCGCUACGACACGGACGUCCUCUCACCGAGCUACAUCCAGAGUUUUCGAGAGCGGCAGGUGCAGCCUCAGCCUUUCCCCGGGCAGCUGAUGGGCGGACCUCACGUCAUAGUGGAUGUGGGCUACAACCACAGCUCCACGAGACCCCUCAGUGGAGGACCGGUGCUACAGGUCCGACCACUUUCAGAGGCCUGAACGCACACCACAAACCGGGGAGACAGGACUCCACAAUCACCACCCCACCUGGGUGUAAUCACAAACCACCACUGGGGUUUCAAUGCAAAUAUUCUGGGCUAAAUACAAUCUGGGUUUGACCUCGCCCCUAAGAGGAUGAAAAUAUGUUUAGGGCUGAAUUUACCCCCCAAAAUGUGAACAAAGUUUAACCCUUUAGUCAUUAAAUUUUACUUCACAGAGCUCUGCUCUCUUAAUGGAUACCUGCUGGGGCCAUCGGUACAUGGUGCAGAGGUUCGGCCGACCUCUUUUCACGGCCUCUCAGUAGAUUCCAAUGCACAGACGCAUGCAUGCACUUACACAAGAAUACACCGCAGUCACACUCUUAACAAGGUUGAUGUGGAAACCUGAAAAGAGCAGCCUGCUGUACCCAGCCCCAAACCAGUCUGUCACCAUCUCAAGUCAAACCAGAUCAGGGAUUGGAGUGUGAGCGCAAACCCGCCUCAGGUUCAAACAACGGGCAUCGUUUGAAAAAAAUAAAAAAUACAACUUUGCCCUCAUUCAGCGGGCUGUUAUACUGCUGUCGUCGUUUUUUUGUAAACUGAUGCUGCAGAAGCAACAAGUUCCUCGGCCUGUCGGCCCCUAAAAAAGCCCAACGAAGAUUAUCUAAUUAAGGGAAGUAAGGGCCCCCCUGCUUUUCUGUGCCAUCUUGACUUAAAUAAAGGAGGGAAUACCCUUCGUCACCAUUGGUGCUGGACGAUACACUACUUCAAGCGUCAAACCUCUCUCUGUGGGCUGGGGAAUCUGUUUAAACAGGUGCCUUGUCCCUCCUUGGACUGUACCAACCAGUAGGAGGGGGGUUACUGGCGGAUCUCCCAUUGAUGGCGUGUCUUUGCAGUUACUGUAAACACAGAAUUAUUUUUUACGGGGGGGGGGAUUAGCCAUAGAGUUAUAACAAGGACGGAAGAAAAUAUUGGACUGGACCUGUUGCUUGUUAUCUUCACAGUUGCCUGGAUAUAUGAGGAGGAUUUGGUUCCAGCUGACCGCCAAAGAGCCACAUUUACACCGGCACCUCGUGAGACUUCGCCCAAUUACUUUGCAUUUUGAAUUUAAUUGCGGCGAUGCAAACUUUUGGCUCUCCAGAUUAUUCCCGCCAGAAACCCGCCAAAGUAGUAUAUCCUCCAACUUUGGUGAAAAUCCGUCCAAACCAGGCGGAGGUGUUGGUGUAAAUAUGGCUCAGAGAGUGAAAUAACCAACCAAUUGACCAGUGGCCAUACCAACUCGUACUUGGACCAACAACUCCUCCCGUCGUGUGCAUUGAUUUUCUUCAACUUUUUUUUUUUUUUUUUUUGUCGUCAGUGAAAAUACUCUGUUAUCGCCUUUCUACCUUUUUUUUGAAAGAAAGGCAAACAAAUGUGUGGGGAGGGGGGUUGGGGAAUAGACCGCACAUUUUUGAAUCCGUCCGCGGGGAAACCGAAAUGCAUGAUCUCACCGCUCUGCCCCGUCCCCCCCGAUCCGCCGUGCGUGGCUUUGUUGUGGCUCCCACCAAAAUACCCUCCACCCCGUUCAUGUGCAUCGAUGUGAAACUUGUACAUAACAGAGCACUUAAUGUCUUUUGGGGUUUUUUUUGUUUGUUUUUAACCAUUUUGUCAUUUAAUUUAAACAGUGGAAUUGUAACUGUUUUUUAAUCUUUCUUGGGAGUCUAAUUUCAUUGAGACAUGUUCUUUUCCAGUGGGAUGUAUUUAUUUGCCGAUUUAUUUAUUUUCUGUAAAAGGAGAGUGCAAUGUCAUCACUGUAGGCCAGUAACUCCAUGCUUUUUUUUUUAAUUGACUAUUAUGAAUAUGAUUAUUAAAGCAUGUGUUCCUAUGGGCCUGUAUAUGA
This is a messenger RNA of Scophthalmus maximus (turbot), 4041 nucleotides long. RefSeq names its product transmembrane protein 198b (gene tmem198ab). Gene Ontology annotation, cellular component: cytoplasmic vesicle; plasma membrane. The record is from RefSeq and is a predicted model, not a curated record. The transcript is spliced from 5 exons. The coding region runs from base 1075 to 2184 and encodes 369 amino acids. Gene Ontology annotation, biological process: positive regulation of canonical Wnt signaling pathway. Lineage: Eukaryota; Metazoa; Chordata; Actinopteri; Pleuronectiformes; Scophthalmidae.